Molecule: messenger RNA, 1115 nt
Organism: Astyanax mexicanus (Mexican tetra)
Lineage: Eukaryota; Metazoa; Chordata; Actinopteri; Characiformes; Acestrorhamphidae
Product: GTPase IMAP family member 7-like
Exons: 2
Coding region: 1-867 (288 amino acids)
Molecular function (GO): GTP binding
Source: RefSeq, a predicted model, not a curated record
AUGGCUGCAAAACAAGAAGUCUCUGAUCUUGUGUCUGAUCUGAGGAUUGUGAUGAUGGGGAAGACUGGUGUGGGUAAGAGCUCUACUGGGAACACCAUCUUGGACAAGGAGGUCUUUCAUGUAGCAUGUUCUGCUCAGUCAGUGACCAAAGACUGUAUAAAGGUAAAAGGAGAAGUUGAAGGCAGAAAAGUGUCUGUGAUUGACACUCCUGGGCUGUUUGAUACUGACCUGACAGAAUCAUCAGUAAUAAACAGGCUGGUUGAGUGUAUCGCACUGUCCUGCCCUGGACCUCACGUCUUCCUCCUGGUGCUGUCGCUGGGUCGAUUCACUGAAGAGGAAAAUGAGACGGUGAAGAGACUGCAGUGGAUCUUUGGAGAAAAGGCCCCCAAAUACACCAUCAUUAUCUUUACUUGGGGGGACCAGCUGAAACAACAGACCAUAGAGGAGUAUUUGGCAGUGGCAGGAGAUGCCCUGAAUCAGGUGGUGAAGAAGUGUGGUGGCCGUUAUUGUGUCUUUAACAAUGAAAACAUGGCAGAUCGGUUUCAGGUCAUCAGACUGAUCGAAAAAAUUGAUGAAAUGGUGUUGGAAAGUGAAGGGGGCUGCUACACCAAUGAGAUGUAUGAGAAUGUGGAAAGAGCGAUUCAGGAGAGAGAGCAGGAGUUGAGAAACGAAUUCAGUCAGAAUGUGGAAAGAGCAGUUCAAGAGAGAGAGAACGAGCUGAGGAGUGAGUUAGACAAACAGGUUAGAGCCAAAGACAAGGAAAUAAAUAAACUGCAACUGGAGCUGAGGGAAAGAGCAGUGAGAGAGAUCAAGUUGAAGAAAUUUCCUCAGUUCAGAAAAGUCACAGAGCAAUGUAAACAACAGUAAUAUGGGCAGCAUUUUCCUCUCCUUGUUAUUUAACCAAAUCUGUAUCUACAGUCACAUGUGUUCAGUUUAGCACAAUAUGUCUUUUAUAAUGAUUUAUGGCCUUGUAUUUGUGUUGCUCUGUUCAUUUAAACUCAUUGAGUUUUUUCAAACAUUCUGACAUUUGAGAACAGUGGCAGCUAUAUCUAUAGAGGAAGCUGUUCCAGCCUUUUUUUUUUUUUUUUUUUUUGUAAAAAAAAAAAAAUGAAAUU